UUCCAGGCAAUGUGUUCGUGAUAGCAGCCAUCCUGAUGGAACGCAACCUCCAGAACGUGGCUAACUACCUCAUCCUUUCUUUAGCCGUAGCUGACCUCUUGGUUGCUUGCCUGGUCAUGCCUCUUGGAGCGGUCUACGAGGUCAGUCAAAGAUGGACUUUGGGACCAGAACUGUGCGAUAUGUGGACCAGUAGUGACGUGUUGUGUUGUACCGCCUCCAUCUUGCAUCUUGUUGCGAUAGCGCUUGACAGAUAUUGGGCUGUAACAAACAUCGAUUAUAUCCAUCAGCGUACCUCAAAAAGGAUCGGCCUAAUGAUCCUGGUGAUUUGGUGCGUGUCCUUUUUAGUAUGCAUCGCUCCAUUGUUAGGAUGGAAAGAUCCAGAAUGGGAGGAGAGAGUGAAUGAUGAGAAAUGCAUGAUUAGUCAAGAUAUUUACUAUCAAAUAUUCGCAUCAGUUUCGUCGUUCUACCUGCCACUAGCUGUCAUAUUGGUUCUGUACUGGAGGAUAUUCCAAACAGCAAGGAAACGCAUAAGACGAAGACAAGCCAUAAGGACGGCGGACGAUCCUAAUGCGAAAAGUAUUGCAGCGGGUGGAAUCGCCGGAGGCUUAGCUGCAGCAAGCGGUACAGGUGGCAUUGCAGCAGCAGUAGUAACAGUAAUAGGUCGUCCUUUACCUACAAUUAGUGAAACAACCACAGCCUUUACGACUGUGUCCAGCGCUCAGAGUAGUCCUGAAAAGACCUCGUUCGCGAACGGUCUUGAAGCUGAGCUACAGAGAAGCGCACCUUCAGCUUCGGCCACAGCUGCAGCUGUUGUGCAGGUAAAUAGCGAAUUAGUGGAAGCUAUCAGGUCAAAACUUGAUAGAUACAACAUACAGUUAUAG
Messenger RNA from Acanthoscelides obtectus, 881 nucleotides. Lineage: Eukaryota; Metazoa; Arthropoda; Insecta; Coleoptera; Chrysomelidae. The record is from the annotation of a GenBank genome assembly.